Messenger RNA from Coregonus sp. 'balchen', 12957 nucleotides. NCBI's taxonomy places the organism in Eukaryota, Metazoa, Chordata, Actinopteri, Salmoniformes, Salmonidae. The record is from the annotation of a GenBank genome assembly.
CACCGUGGGAGCGCUCUGAGCUGGCGCACUGUCCAACACACUCCUGGACGUGCCACACACACAGAAGGAGCAGGGAGAGGACUUUUCAGAACGUAUCUAGAGUGGAUCCUGGGACUAUAGCUGAAAACUCUGUGGUCCAGGAUGAACUUUGCCGCCCAGUUCAUCUACGCCAACUACGUCGGUGAUGGAUCGCCCAGCAGAGUGGGAUUCAACGACAGUGAGAAUGACCCCUUCUGGCAGAGGUGGGACACUACAGAUUCAUCCCCCACCCAGUGUAUCCUACUACCCCCCCCCCCCCCCCCCCAACACCCAGAGGAACCCCCAAAGCCUCCAGAUGUAGUGACUCCUGUAGUGAUUCCUGCUGUGGCUCCUGUAGCACCUCCUAUGGCACCUCGUUCCCCUUCAUUCUUCCCCUGCACCUCCCCUUCUCUCUACCCAAGGUCAACCAAGCCCGCCAGUCACAACCUUAAUCCUCCACCAUCUUCCUCCUCCUUCUCCUCGUGCAAAGAAAUCUACCAAGUCCUCUACAGCCAUCAGCAAACCACUGCCUCAUCAUCCAGCAUCUCCUGUCCCCAAAUCUAAAGCCUCUAAAGCCGUCUCUGACCCCCAUCCUCCUCCACCUGAACCAGCCCCUCCACCCCAUCGAGCCUCCCCUGCUCCUUCUCUCCCCAGGUCCACAGUAGCUGGUACCACAAUGGAAACUUAAAGUGAAGUUCAAUUCUACCAGCUGGUUUGAAUUAUACCAUGCGGUCUAUCCAUUUCAGCAGUGAAUAUUGUGAGCAAAAUGUAGGAGCCUGUUGAGGGAUACAAAAUAGUCUACUACUUAAUGGUUAAUGUCAGAGUCUCUCCUCAACAUUAUAAAGUAAAUCAUAGUGUCAAUGUUCUAUGACUGCAUGCAUUAGGUGUUAAAAGUUAUUCCCAGAGUUGUGUCAAGUUGGCUGGAUGUCCUUUGGGUGGUCAGAGUGGUCCUCUGUAGCUCAAUUGGUAGAGCAUGGCGCUUGUAACGCCAGGGUAGUGGGUUCGAUCCCCGGGACCACCCAUACGUAAAAAUGUAUGCACACAUGACUGUAAGUCGCUUUGGAUAAAAGUGUCUGCUAAAUGGCAGAUUAUUAUUAUUAUUAUUAUUGAUACACACAGGAAAAUGUUGAGUGUGAAAAACCCAGCAGCAUUGCAGUUCUUGACACAAACCGGCGUGCCUGGCACCUACUACCAUACCCCGUUCAAAGGCAUUUAAAUAUUUUGUCUUGCCCAUUCACCCUCUGAAUGGCACACAUACACAAUCCAUGUCUCAAUUGUCUCAAGGCUUAAAAAUCAUUUUUUAACCUGUCUCCUCCCCUUCAUCUACACUGAUUGAAGUGGAUUUAACAAGUGACAUCAAUAAGGCAUCAUAGCUUUCACCUGGAUUCACCUAGUCAGUCUGUCAUGGAAAGAGCAGGUGUUCUUGAUGUUUUGUAUACUCUGUGUAUAGUAGAUAAUAUCCUGUAGCUAUGUAUCAUAACCACAAAAACAUGGUUAGAUUGGUUCUCUUUGGGGUUUUAGGCUGGGUUUCUGUAUAAGCACUUGGUGACAUCUGCUGAUGUAAAAAGGGCUUCAUUAAUAAAUGUGAUGAUUGAAAUAUAUUAUCAAUCUCAUUAACUAUUAUCAGAAUGAUUCGGCAAUGUUUUGACAUGAAGAAAAAGUAAUUACAUGUACAUGAUUGUAUUACUAUUAUAUUGAGUAUUGGUAUUAAUAACAAUCCAACUAAAACAACAAUAAGCAUCUAUCUGAUUCUACAUUACUCAUCACAUGCUAUAUUUGGUAACACUUUACAUGACACCCAGUGUUAUAACACGUUAUGACACGGUCAUAACCAUGCCAAAUAUGUCAUAACAGCUGACAUAACGUGUCAUAAUCUGUUAUAAUAUGGUCAUAACACUGUCAUGACACAUAUAUUUAGACCUGUUGUGACAUAUAUUGCAUUAUUUUAUGGCUUGUUAUGAUACCUACAUAAGAGUUAAAAAACCAACAAAACCUAUCACACAAGGCAAAACAUUCCAUUACACCAUAGCCUACAUGUCAACAUAAGAAGGAAAGAAAUUCCACAAAUUAACUUACCAAGGCACACCUGUUAAUUGAAAUGCAUUCCAGGUGACUACCACAUGAAGCUGGUUGAGAGAAUGCCAAGAGUGUGCAAAGCUGUCAUCAAGGCAAAGGGUGGCUACUUUGAAGAAUCUAAAAUCUAAAAUAUAUUUUGUUUAACACUUUUUUGGUUACUACAUGAUGCCAUAUGUGUUAUUUCAUAGUUUGAUGUCUUCACUAUUAUUCUACAGUUUAGAAAAUAGUAAAAAUAAAGGAAAACCCUUGAAUGAUUAGGUGUGUCCAAACUUUUGACUGGUACUGUACAGUAUAUAUAUUUUUUUUUUUUAUUGACAAUAUUAAAUUAACAUUGUAAUUGUGCACACGUUAAUGUCAGACAUGCACCUACCCUAAUGCUCUGUUGCUGAUGACUGGGAUGAAUGCAGGAGCAGAUUUCAGGAGCAGGACAAGACACCCUCUAUGUACGUGAUAGGCCUAUCUGGCUUAUAUGAUCAUGAUGGUCCUAAUGCUUCUUGACAGUGUCAUAAAGUGUAUUUUCUUAGUCCAAGUAAAGUGACUUAGGGUGGUCCUAAUGCUUCUUGACAGUGUCAUAAAGUGUAUUUUCUUAGUCCAAGUAAAGUGACUUAGGGUGGUCAUAAUGCUUCAUGACAGUGUCAUAAAGUGUAUUUUCUACAAGUUAUUUAAAAUAGGAUGAAAAAAAACAUGACUGUAAAGAAUUAAUUACAACAACCUAGGAUUUAAGAAACACACUUUCAAACGAAAGGAAACUUAUUGGCAGGGAAAAAACGAAUUUGAAUAAAUGUGAGUUUUGACACUCUUAUGUAGGAAUUAUAACCAGCCAUAAAAGAACACAAUAUAUGUCACAACAGGUGUAAAUAUAUGGGUCAUGACAGUGCUAUGACCAUGUUAUGACAAUUUAUAUCAGCUGUAAUGACAUAUUAUGACUGGGUGUCAAGUAAAGUGUUACCCUAUGGGUAAUUAUUGCAUGUACUUAAGACUGAGUUGAAAGACAAUUUAAUAGUUAUAAAUAAUGUGAAGACAUCCUUUAAUCAGAGAUUAAAUAAAUCAAGCAGAAGUGAAACUCUUGAGAACAAGAAAGGUGAAUCAAUUCCUUCCAACCAUUCCCUAACCUUAGAGCCAUGUGUUUGUGUGUGUGUGUUUGUGAGCGGGCGUGCGUGUGUGCUUGAAUGUGUGUGUGGUUAAUAGGUCAAAACUCUGGUAGUCAUAAGGGACAGCCAGGUGUACCUGGACAUGGAAAGAUCUGUGUGGAUUAUCUUAUAUUGUACAGAGAACAAGGUCACUGCCAUCACUCCCAGACAAUGUAAAGCAGUGGCUUAUUCCCACGUGUUCACACACACGUACAAACCUUAUUCCCAAAAACUCCCACCCAGUCUAUCAGAAGGCAAGGUGAACCGAUUACCAUAUUAUUUCCAAUUAAAUUAUUUCAGAAACAGAAGUGAUAAGGGUUAGGGGUCAAUUUUGAAUUUAGCAAUUCUCUCCUCCUGCUCACUCUCGUCACUCUACACUAUUAGAAAAUAAGGUGCUAUCUAGAACCUGAAAGGGUUCUUCGGCUGACCCCAUAGGAGAAUCCUUUGAAGAACCCUUUUUGGUUCCAGGUAGAACACUUUUGGUUUCAGGUGGAACCCUUUUGGGUUCCAUGUAGAACCUUUUCCACAGAGGGUUCUCGAUGGAACCAAAAAGGGUCCUACCUGGAACCAAAAAGGGUUCUCCUAUGGGGACAGCCGAAGAACCCUUUUGGAACCCUUUUUUCUGAGAGAGUGUAGCCCAUUGCUGAGACUGUUGACCUGAAAUGCAUGUGUAUAAUGGUAAGAGCUGUAUCCAACACUACAGAAACCCAACCACUACUCUUCAAUUCCAAGCCCUGUUUCUCUCCCUCUCUCCGCCAGCGAGGAUCAGCGUCUUGGGCCAACUAAACAGGGCUGCUCCACCUCCUCCAAGAGUACCUGCAACAAGGACGCCCCCGUCUGUAAUGGGGUUGAAGGCUGGAGGCCCACCCUCAUCCACCCGGAGCGCCUGAAGGACUUUGGUAUUGAGGAGGAGGAGUGCCUCAAUGGGGAAGUCAAGACCUUCGAGACCAAGGUGGUGGGCGCCCCUGAGAUCCAGCUAAUGGACCCACCCAAGACUAACAAGAAGAGAGGCAGCGAGCGCAAAGCAGUCGCACCACCCAAGCCUGAGUACCUUAGCUUCGAGGACAUCAGUGCUGCAGCCAUCAAAAUCCAGUCAGGGAUGCAGAAGACCCCCUGCACGGUAUGCCAGCUCCAGUUCAGAGCCUUCUGUACACCCUUGGAAAAAAUUUACUACCUAGAACCAUGAAGGGUUCUUUGGAUGUCCCUGGCCUGUAGGAGUCUAGGAGAACCAUUUUGUAUCCAGGGAAAACCUUUUCACCAAAGGGUUCUUAAAGGGUUAUUUUGUGGAGGGACGGUUGAAGAACCUUUUUAUUCUAGGUAGUAGUCUAUUUUCUAAAAGUAAACACUUUAAAUUAUGGCCCUUGCUUCAUGCAGAAGCUUAAUCACAUUCUGCUUGUUUGUGUUCCCAGUACUCCAGACUGUCCAAACAGUAUGGCAUGGAGAUCUUCCUAAAGAAGGAGCACCUCCACUACACAGGCUCAGUGAAGGAGAGAGGCGUUCUGUACCUACUCACCUCCCUCAACCAGGUAUGAAUCCCAAUGCAUUUCCCAAUGCAUCCCAGCUGGUGAACAGCUCAUUUAUUAAAACAAGUACCCAACAAGCUAACAAGUAGCUAACACGUAGGGCUGCAAAAUUCCUGGAAGUUUCAAUAAAUUCCCUGUUUUUCCCGAAAUCCCAGUUGGAGGAGUCCCGGAAUCAGGAGGGAAAAAGCAGGAAAUCUGGAAUCUUCCAACCAGGAAUUCUGGAAAACCAGGGAAUUUAUUGAAGGUUCCAGGAAUAUUGCAACCCUGCUGACAAGUAGCUAACAAGAAGCUAACAAGCUAAACAAAUACUAAUCACUUUAACAGUUAGCAAACUCCUAUCCCCCUCCACAGGAGCAGCAGAAGAAGGGAGUGAUCGUGGCUACAGACUGUAGCUUCUCCAUGGCCGUGGCCCACCAUGCGGUGGAGUUGAGGAUCCCAGUGUUUGUCAUCAUGCCAGCCAGCUGUGCCCAGCCCCACCUCAGAAUAUACAGAGACUAUGGCGCAAUGGUCAUCUCCUACGGUAGUACCGCCAGGGACUCCCUGAACCAUGCCCGCCACCUGGCCAAGGAAAACGGAUACCUCUGCCUGGAAGAGUAAGUCACCCUGGAGAUUGACUGCUUUGGUGGUUGCCCCACAUAGAUGGGCGCCAGGCCCAUAGCUCUCCUUUGUCUCAAAACAUGUACUGUACAGUGGGGACAAUGUGACACUGAUAAAUGGUUAUAUUGUAUCUCUCUUUCUCUCUCUCUAUUUUCUCUCUUCCUCUCUCACUUUCUAUCUCUCUCAGGGAUGAUAGUGCUCUGUACUUGGCAGGGCUGGGCACAGUAGGCAUGGAGAUCUAUGAGCAGGUGCCCAAACUAGAUGCAGUCAUUGUGUCCACUGGUGGGCAGUGUAGUCUACUGGUUAGCACAGCAGCAGCCAUCAAACACCUCAACUCACGCAUCACUGUCAUAGUAAGUGUUUCCUCACUCUCAAUAUGUGUUUAGUGUACUAUUGUCACAGUGAGUAAGUUGUAACCAUGCUCUCCAAAAUAAUAUUGGGAUUCAUAUACCAUUGUUCUCUUUGACAGGGAGUUGAACCAGAAGGAUUCCCACUGCUACUACAGUCCCUCAAAACAGGCAGCCCAGUGACUAGUGAACGUUACAGCAUCCCCAACAAUAAGCUUUAUGGAGGUACUGUACCCUUGUACACCUGUAGGCUUUCUGAACCCACACCUGCUCCCUGUGAUGUGGUCUUUCUUUUUCUUAAAUAGAUAUCAAUUGUCAUGGCACUACUCACUGAACCUAACGCCUAUAUCCCGCUCUCUAUCCCCAGAUAUAUUUGAGCACUCACUGGGGACACACACCUUCCAGCUGGCUAAGACAUUUGUGGACAAAGUCAUUACUGUCAGGUACUACAUCUCUAUGGAAGGGGAGGGUAUCUCUCACCACACAUUUGCCAUUGUCAUAGUAUCCUACAUAUAUGGACAUAGACAUCCCUCAGUUCCCCAGUGGCCUGAGUGUUUCCAGGACUCUAAAUUGGUAGCACUAAUGCUCCCAACUUUAAAAGGUUAGAAGCACCAAAGUAUUUAGGAGCACCAGAAAAGAGAUUAGGCCUAUAUGAAUCCUAUCCUGGAGGAGCUAUCCAGGAUCCCCUUUAUUUUUCUUUAGCUCCGGUCAUAUGAGUUAUACAUUUUGAGGUUUGGGCUAGAGUCUAGCAGUUUUAUGCAUUGCAAAGUUGCAACCAUGGUUCUCACAGGUGGGGUGCAAAGGGAAGUGAACACUGCCGCUACCUCGCUCUCCAAUCAAGGUGCAUGAACUGAGGAGCAAACCAGAGUGUUAAAAGCACAUGUCUCUGCCUUAGCCUUUAACAGAUAGAAAAGAAGGAUGCUUUUGUAUAUUUCUAAAUGGUCUCUUAUGGGUUCAGGGACCAAUCACAAUGGGAAUACAACACAAAACGUGAUUAGUUGCAAUAAUCCAACCAAUAGCCGGCCAUUUUCAAAUAUAUCAAAGUCUCUUUUAUUUGUGUCUGUAAGACCUAGAUAAAAUCUAAGUGCCGAAGUUGGUUAAACUUCUAAUAAUAAAGAAGUGCUUAAGAGUAGCUGAAUUUCCUCUUCACUCUCACAGGUGAGGUGAAAUGAUACAUUCUAUUGACUUUGCUCAUUGACUUUGCUCACUGCAAUAUGAUACAAAUGUAACAACAGCCGGAGCGCAGCGGGCAAGAAACACAAAUGUAACAACUUAGCUUGUUGCGCCUAACGGCACAAAUAUAAUUUUACCAUUCAAUGUAUUAUCUGGGUGACUAUUUUUCCAGGCCCACUUCCAGCUCGUACAGCUAAAUAUUUAGGAGCAUAUGGGAGCAAGAUGGUCGCAAAUUAGAGCCCAGAGUGCAGUAGAGUGUUUUGAUAAUAGUCCUUUAGCACUGCUGUUGUUCUCUCUCUCUCUGAGACUCUCUGACCUCUAUCUCUUCUCCUCAGAGAGGAGGACUCUCUGGUAGCCAUGCUGAGGUUCCAGGAGUUUGAACGCUCCACAGUAGACACAGAGGGAGCCAUGGGACUAGCGGCCAUCUUGGCUGGGCAACUACCAGAGCUAAAGGGCAAAAGGUGGGUUUACACACUGUUCAGGGUGUUUUUACUGUACCAAAACAUAGGAGUGAAUCCUAAGACUCCCAUUGACAUACUGUAAAUGCAUGACUAAAUGAAAAUUGGACUUAAGUGGAAAUUAGGAUUCACACCAUAGUGUCCAAAAUGUAACCUGUUGAUAUUCCGAUGAACUGAGUCUGCAUCUAUCUCCUUGUCUGCCCGCUGCAGGGUAGCUGUGGUGGUGAGCAGUGCUAACAUGGAGUUGGACCUGAUCAGACAGUGUGUUGACCGCGCCCUGAUUCUGGAUGACCGCGUCAACAAGUUUACAGUGCAGCUGGGGGACUUUCCGGGGGACAUGGCCAAGCUACUGGACAUGCUGGCAAGAGAGGACAUCAAGUGAGCUAAACACUAACAGAAGAACAGAUAGUUAUGACCUAUACUGUACAUCUGAAUAUGAAUACCCUAGUGUAUAAGAGGUUGAUUACUCCCUAUUUAUCUGAAACACACACACACACACAUCCCACACACAUAUCAGUGUGUGGUCAUACAGACUGACAAUAACCCAGUACUGCCAGAGCUUAUUAAUCAACAAAUUCCUGAUACCUGUGCUACAUAUGAAUGGAGAUGAGUGUGUAUAGUUAGAUUAUGGUGCAUAUAGUUAGAUAACUCUCUCUGUGACAGUAAUGCCACUGUGCCCAAUCUGGCCCUGUGACCCUGUUCCCCCACAUCCGAUCACAUCAGAAUAAGCCACAGUACAGGAGGAGGCUUUACCUGGCAGGAUGAUCAGUCUGGAUAUACAAAUCCUCUAACAGUGUGAAUUUAGUCUGCUCCUCUCUUCCUCCUCAUCCACUGUUUCUUUCUCUUGUUCUGUAUGUUUACAUCUGUUACCUCUCACUAAUGCUUCUUUUCAUCCUCCAUCUCUCAACCUCUACCUUUCUUUCUUACUCUCUCUCUCUCUCCCUCAGGUUGUUGGAUGUUUGCCACCGGAGAUACAGUGACAGAGGCGAUCUCUUCAAGGCCCAGGUACGACGGCCUUAGCCUUCUUCCCACCUUCCUCGCCUCUUCCCCCCGAAAUCCACUCAACUGCUUCUCAAAUGACUGUAUAUAUGAAGCGCUUCUCACACUGCCAUUGCCAUGGAAACCCUGGCUCGGUUGCCAAUGUGUUGGCAGUGCAGGGUGGUGUGAGAUAAGUAGUGGAUUCCGGGUCCAGUGCUGCUAGACAAUGUGUCAAUAUGUGAUUGAUUUGGAAGUGGUUUAUGACUCAGAAUUUCUGAUUGAGGCGUUGCCUACUAAUGUCAAGCAUGAUUUAAAAUUAUAGAUGUGUGAUGUCAACUGACUGUAAAGUUGAUAGCUGUAAAAUAAGUUAUGUACAGGUAAAGGUAGAAUAUUAUGUUACUACAAUGUAGCGGAUUAAGGAUAGUCAUAGAAUUGAGCCAGACUGGAAUCGAUUGGGACUUCAGGUGUGUUGAGUGUGUUGGGAGCAUGUUGGGUCGCAGGUUGACAUAAAGUCCAGUCAACUUUGUUCUAAGGGCAGAAAGAGUCUGAUUGGUUUAGGACAGAACAAAUACGAUUUGUUUCUAAAAGGUCAAUGAGUGGAGUAAGAGCCAUGUAUUAAGAGUUGGGCCAAUGCGGUUUCAGCAUUAUGAUGCAUUUAGAUGACACUUCAACAUUCUAUGGCAGCCAUGUUAGCGCCCCAUUACCAUUACAUGGGGAAUAUUAAAAAAUACUAUAAAACUGAAUGUCUAGAAUGAGCAUUAUGAUGCAUUUUCAUGACACUACAACAUUCUAUGGCAGCCAUAUUAGCUCCCCAUAGAGAGAAAUAGUAAUGGUGUCUUUUUGUAGGCACUAAAUCCGCCAUGGUUCGUUGGACAAAGCCUAUGGGGAUAUUAAUGGCAUUUUUGGAGGGUUUUUGGAUAAACGCUGAAAAUGAGGUCUGUGGCAAACACAGGCUUAGGAGAUCUUAUACGUUUUGUUCUAUGAGAUUAUCUUCAUCAGCUAACGUCACUUGUUGUGAAUUUUGAAGCAUUUUUACACUGCUGCUACUCGCUGUUUAUUAUCUAUGUAUAGUCACUUUACCCCUACCUACAUGUACAAAUUACCUCGACUAACCUGUGCCCCCGCAUAUCGACUCGGUACCAGUACCACCUGUAUAUAGCCUCGUUAUUGUUAUUUUAUUGUGUUACUUUUUAUUUUAUUUUUUACUUUAGUUUAUUUAGUAAAUAUUUUCUUAAUUCUAUUUCUUGAACUGCAUUGUUAUUUAAGGGCUUGUAAGUUAGCAUUCCCGGUAAGGUCUACACCUGUUGUAUUCGGUGCAUGUGACAAAUAACAUUUGAUUUGAUUUAUGUAAUCAAAAAAAGCAUGACCUUCAUAAUUCAUAAAGGUCAUGUUAACUCACUGAUAUUAUCUCAUAGAACUUAUAAGAUCUCCUAAGCCUGUUACCUCAGACCUUAUUUUUGGCAUUUAUCCCAAAUCCCUAUUCUUUCCCCAUUUAUUUUCCCCAUAGGAAUGGCUGAAAUAACCAGAAGUAACUCAUUUCCAGUCAACAUAUCUAUCAACGUGGUCCUCUGUAGCUCAACUGUAGAGCACGGGCGCUUGUAACGCCAAGGUAGUGGGUUCGAUCCCCGGGACCACCCAUACACAAAAAUGUAUGCACGCAUGACUGUAAGUCGCUUUGGAUAAAAGCGUCUGCUAAAUGGCAUAUUAUUAUUAUUAUUAUUAUUAACAUUAGAUGGGGAAUAUUUAAACAAUGCCAUGUAACCUAAUGUCUAGAAUUAAAACAAUAUUCAAAAUUCUAAAAGUUGGCCUAACUCUAAAUAUAUGGCUCUGGGUGGAGUUUAACAGACGCACAACUUUUGAAAACAUGGCGCAGGUUUGAACUAAGAAACUUGUAAAUAAACCUGAGUUACAAGUUGUAACGUUUUGAAAUCAUUAUUGUGCUACAGGAGUCAAAUGUGACAAUAUCUCUACGAUGAUACAACUGGUCUCCUGACUUGAAGGAAACAAAAAAAUGUAGCAAAUUAGCAGCAACAUGCUAAGCUAAUCAGAGCAAGCUAGCUAGCUAAACAUUUAGAAAUCUCUUAGCUACUCAUGUUGAAUUAAUAAAUAGAGCUAGCUAGGUGUCAAAUAUACAAGUAAGUCAGCUAGCGUUUGCUUCAUUGAAAUGUUAAAGCUGCAAUAUGUAACUUUUUGGGAAAUCUGACCAAAUUCACAUAGAAAUAUGAGAUCUGUCAUUCUCAUUGAAAGCAAGUCCAAGAAGUGGUAGCUCUGUUCUAUGUGCACUAUUUCUAUGCUUCUUUAAGUUUUGUUUUUGUGUCUUUUACUUUUGGUUUUGUGCACCAGCUUCAAACAGCUGAAAAUACUAUUUUUGGUAAUGGAAAAUAUACUUCACAGCGGUUUACAAUGAUUCUCUACAUAAACUAAAAUUAGGCGAACUAAUUGAAUUUUUGCAACCAGGAAAUGGCGGAGCAAUUUCUGCAUACUGCAUCUUUACAUUGAAGAAGCUAUAUGAACAAAAAUGUGGAUGGACAGUUAUGCUGCCCCAGAGGCAGCAACGUAAAAUGCUAAGCUAAACAGAGCUAGUUAGCUAGCAGAUAGCUAUCUCUUACUAACAUUGAGUCAUAUAAUAGAGUUAGCUAGCUAGGUCUCAAAUAUACCAGUAAGUCAGCUCCCACUUAAAUAUUUGUUGAAUAAGCUAUCUAUAUAAAUAAAAAAAUUGGAAUGGACUGUUAUGCUUCCCUGGGGGAAGAAAUUUAAAAUGCUACGCUAAACUGAACUAGCGGGCUUAGCAAAUGUUAAAUCAUAAAAGCUAGAGAAAAUGAUAUGAAGCAAAAAUAAUUGGUAAGAUUAAGCGUAAUAAACAAAAAAUUGGAAUGCACUGUUUAAAUGCUGCUCCAGGGGCAGUAAUAUUAAUUUGGGUGAAGAUAACCAUAGGAUAUAAUUUAGAUAAGUCAUAUACUUUUUUUGUAUUACUUUUUGCGCUUGAAGUCUGCCCUUAGGGCACUAAAGUGAUCUUAGCCCAAACUAACAUUACUGCCACUGGGAAAGCAUUUAAACAGUGCAUUCCAAUGGCUUCAACAAGGGCAGUAAAUACUUUUUUUAUUACCUUUAGUGCUUCAAGUCUGCCCUUGGGGCACCAAGUGAUCUUGACCCAAACUAACAUUACUGCCCCUGGGUAAGCAUUUAAACAGUGCAUUCAAAUGGCUGCCCCGAGGGCAGAUCAGACUUUUUAAAAUGACUUUUUGUGCUUGAAGUCUGUCCUUAUGGCCUCAAGGGAUCUUGACCCAAACUAACAUUUCUGCCCCAAUGGCAGCAUAAACAGUCUGUUCCAAUUUUGGAGUUUAUAUCUACCUAUUGGCAGAUUUGAGACCUAACUUGGUAGCUAUUUCUAUUUUAUAAUUCAACAUUAGUAUGAGAUAGCGCUUUGCUCAGCUAAGCUACACUUAGCUUAGCUUAGCAUUUUACGUUUCUGCCCCCAGGUAAGCAUAACAGUCUAUUCCAAUUUUUCUGUUUAAAUGGCUUAUUCAAUUAAAUAUUUUGAUCAAGUAAGUGGGAGCUGAUUUACUAGUAUAUUUGAGACCUAGCUAGCUAGCUAGCUCUAUUCUAUGACUCAACAUUAGUAAGAGAUAGCUUUCUGGUAGCCAACUAGCUCUGUUUAGCUUAGAACUUUACUUGGCUGCCCCCGGGGCAGCAUAACUGUCCAUCCCCAUUUUUUAAAGUUUUAUACCUUAUUCAAUAAAGCAAAUGUUAGCUGACUUGUAUAUUUGACAGCUAGCUAGCUAGCUCUAUCUUUUUAAUCAACAUGAGUAGCUAAGAAGUUGCUAAAUGCUUAGCUAGCUAGCUUGCUCUGAUUAGCUUAGCAUGUUGCUGCUAGCUUACUACAUUUUACUAUUCAGGAGACCAGUUGCAUCUUGGAGAUAUUGUCACAUUUGUCUGACUACUGUAACACAAUAAGGAUUUCAAAAUGUUACAACAUUUAACUGAAAGUUUUAUUUACAAGAUUCUCAGUUCAAACCUCCGCAAUGCUUUCAUAAAUUGUGCAACUGUUAAAACACUGCCCAUUGACCUUUUAGAAACCAAUCGGAUUUGUUCUGCCCUAAACCAAUCAGAUUAUUUCUGCCCUUAGAACAAAGUUGACUACACUUUAUGUCAAUCUGCUGUUGGCAGGACAGAUGAUAUAACCACAUAGCAAUUGUACGUUUUAAACGUGUGUUAGUGGGUCAAUGUAUAAUUAGUUUAGACACUCCAGUGUUUAUUUACAGUUGACAGACAGUGUGUGUAUGUAGCACUAGCAGCGAGAGAUUAUUAGGAUUAAAUCUGUGUUGUGUGCCCACAGGUGGAGUGUGUAGUGGAGACCAGGGAUAAAACACAGAGCACUCAGCUCCGCAGGACACUGUCUGAGCGCUACCCCACACUACGCUGGCUGGAGCGGUGAUCAACACUUGUCAUGGCUCUCAAUCUGAACACCCACACACACACGGACAAAGCAUGUACACGCAUGUACAUACACACCCACAAUGAAACAGAAACAUUGUGAAUAUAUAUGCAAACUAACACAAAAUACAUGCAUUGAAAUCUUUGCUGCAGAGAGGAGAUACAAUUAAAUACUGGAAUAUAUGGCAUUUACUGCAUAUACUGCUCUGAUGAGAAAACAAUA